GAGCAGCUGCUCACUACGCAGUCAUACAGAAGCAAAACUUUCAUAAUUUUUUCCUUUAUACAUCCUCUACAACAUUUAGAAGGUCCUAUUCAAUACAGAAGGUUGAACCUAAAACUAAUGAAAAGGGGAACAUUCUUAGCAAUCCCACGAUUUUGUGCUGCAUUAAAACAACCCUUCGGAGAACUGAGAAGCAACUUUAAUUUAUGAAAGUUGUGCGUGAAUCGACAGUGUUGGCCAAGCCGUUGCAUCGAUCACGUCUUUCCUCCGCCGGCGUUGGAAAACCCUCAAGCCGUGCUUCGCUGCCACGGUGCGGCGAAAUUAUCGUACAUUGCAGUGCAAUUCGCGCUUUACGGACGUUUGUAUGAAAAUAGGUGGUGUAUGAAUAUGGUUUGUAAUUAAUCAAAUCAUUUUAAUAACAAAAACGAGCGCAUAAGCGCAGUUUGAAGGAAACAAAUGUGUUUCAAACUCAGAAAUCGUGCGGCUGGAGUAAUACUUGUUAAUGCGGCCGGUUGCGCUCUGCUGCCAUCUGGCGCCCAAACCCUAAGUAACAAACAAGUUGAUUAUUCAGUUUGUUGGGUGUUUUCUCUUCAUUUCACGCAAUCCAUGGAUACAUAUCCGAUGAUGGAGUCUCAUGAGAAAGUUUAGUGUGUCUGUAACGUGCAUUAAACAAGGCGAAAGUGAGAAAAGAGGCAAAAUAUGGAAUAAAAAAGGCGGUUGUUGGUUGGCUGUGGGACCCCGCCACACUCCCUUGUUCAGCGCCGCACACACACUAUAAGUAACACGGCAAGAGAGGCGACGCUAGACCCUUUCCCUCACUCUUUAAGUCACCAAAGUUACUGGUCAGGUGCGGGAUACGUGUCUAAAAUGACGUCCAAAACGUGGAUCUAGGUGUAGUGAGUGAUGUGAGUGCUGAAAAGUGCGGGAAAUAGCCUCGUUUGGAUGUGAAUUGUGCAGUGAUAGAACAACUGCCACUCUGGAAAUCGGUUAGUCGCGCCGCGCACUUUUUGUAGUGGAAGACGAAAAUGGUGCUGCUUCUGCUUCAUUCUGAUUAAAAGUACUGGUGUUAGGUGUUGUGUAAGUGAUAGCUGAGGGUACCAGGUUGUAUAAGGUGGUGGUGUAUUGGUGUAGGAGUGUUGGUGGUGGUGUAGUGUUGGCGAGAAGUGUUGGUGUGUGUUGGUGACGCUCGCCUACUCUCGCCGGGCCACAGGUCUUAUACGUUGGUCGAUACCGGCGGCUGCUGCUCUGUUCCCUCACAACACACCCACUGAUUUUAUCCACCACGCCGCCUCAACGCCUUCACCUUCACGCCCACGACCAUCGUAUAGGUUUCCUACAACAUCUACGCCCAAAGUCACACGGAUCUGGAGUCCGUCAGACCCAACGAACAGGAGGCGGUGGGGACGGGCCAUGAGGGUAGUGGAAGAUUGCCAACCCCUCCUCAGCAGCAGCAGCAGCAGCAGCAGCAGCAGCAGCAGCAGCAGCAGCAGCAGCAGCAGCAUCACCAACAGCAGCUGCAGCCGGCGGGGAUGAGGGUGUCGCCUGCACCGCCUCUGACUGCUGGAGCCAACCCCCCUCACCCACCUCACUCCCCCCACAUGUCGCCUGCUGUAGGUGGUCCGGGGAGCGUUGUGAUGUCCCCUCACCCCGGCAGCGGACAGAGUGACGGUCGCAACAGUAAUAUGCAUGCACCAAAUUACCCUCCUGGUGCCCCACCGCACAUGACCACUGGACCACCUCCAGGACCUCAUGGCUACCCUAGCAAAAUGGGCCACAUGCCACCUGGUGCCCCUCCUGGUCCUCCUUUUGGUCAGGGAGGGUACCAAGGUGGCCAUCAGUAUCCUCCAGUAAGACCCCAAGGACCAAUGAUGCAGCCCUAUCCACAAAAUUUUCCUCCUGGAGGUCCACAGGGACCUCAGGGCCCUCAAGGGCCUCAAGGUCCCCCCACCUCCAUGCCUGCCACCCAUCAGUACCCACCACGACCCCCACACAACAACCAUGUUCCUCCUAACCAACCAUACGGGUAUGCUCCUUAUGGGACGCAAGGUUGGGGAGGACAGGGCAUGAAUCAGGGUCCUCCAGGUCCUGGAAUGCCUAGCACUAUGAUGCCAGCGGGUCCAGGGAUGCCGGGGAAGUCGGGCUCUGUACAGAUGCCAAGUCAGGCUGGUCAACCUGGGGCUAGUAAUGUCACUGGGCCAAGAGCCCACACCCCUCCACAUGCGCCACACUACCUGAAACAGCACAUUCAACACAAAAUAGGGGGCUAUGGGAGUCCUCAGAUGUACCCAAAUGGUCCUGGAAUGGCAGGGAUGCCAAAUAGCAGAGAAAGCCCCCAAAAUAAUAUGCCACCUCCAACUUCAACACCACAGCCCCUUACCCCAUCCAGCACACCUUUAGAUACUAGUGAUCAUGCAGGGAGUACUAAUGCCAGUCUCAACAAUAGUAACCCUCCUUCUAUUGGACCAGAUGGUAACCCAGUUGUUGAUGAAGCUUCACAACAAUCCACUGUAUCAAACACCUCAGCUGCAUCUGGUGAAGAUAGGUCGGGCACACCUAAACCUCAUAAAGAUGGUCCUUUGGGGGGUCCUGGGAUGCCAGGGGGUAUGCCUGGUAGUGGUCAACAUCCACCUUCCCAUCCACCUACCCCUAUCAACUCAGCUCCAUCACCAGGUGCUGCUUCUAUGACAUCCCAGCAAGAUGAGUUUGAAAACAUGAACUCCCCUGGCUGGCCAAGAAGUCCAAGCACUCAGACGGUGUAUGCUAACAGUCAACCACCCCCACCCCCAGACAUCUACAGACCAUCCAAGCCGGGGGAAAACAUAGCAAGACUGUAUGAGAUGUCAGAUUCCCCAGAGAGGAGGGCAUGGUUGGACAAAUUAUUGUCAUUUAUGGAUGAUAAUAAAACACCAAUAACUGCAUGUCCAACCAUAUCAAAGAACCCACUCGACUUGUAUGCGCUUUAUCUUCAUGUUCGAGAACGAGGAGGAUUUGUUGAGGUUACCAAGAACAAGCACUGGAAAGAUGUGGCAGCAGUUAUGGGCAUUGGAGCAUCAUCCAGUGGCUCGUACACAUUACGGAAGCAUUACAUGAAGCACAUCUUGGCUUAUGAGUGUAAAUUUGAUCGUGGAGGCAUUGAUCCUUUACCUAUUAUAAAUCAGAUUGAAGCUGCAGCCAAAAAGAAAACAACGAAAACCAUAUCUGUACCAUCACCUGGGUCUUCAAAUUCUCAGGACUCCUUUCCACCAGCUGGAUCCAACAGUAGUUCUAUGGAUGGAUUCUCAAAUGGGCCACAUGUACCUGGUGGUCCAGGGGUACCUGGACCUUAUCCUCAGUAUCCCCCAUCAUCAGAGUUUGGUAGUCAUAUGCCACAACGCCCGUCUACGCAAUCAACUUCUGGUCCAGUAGGCAACGGGGAAAACGUGAACGUGUCUAACCCAUUUGAUGAUCAGUGUCAGUACUCACGAACUUACCAUAACUCGUAUUCUCGUACUCAGGGUUAUCAGGGAUACCAGGGGGGUCAGUAUCACGGCUACCAGGGUAUGCAAGGGGGCUACGGCCAGGGGGGUUACCAUAACUCUGGCUACCCCCCAGAUGGUCGGCCGUAUCAACCGCCAGGACCCCCAAAUCAUCAGGGGAGCUACCAGGGAGGAUACCAGCAGCCAGGGAGCUACCAACGACCGGGAUUUGCACCAGGGCAGCAAGGGUUUCAACCAGACCAGUACCCGAUGGGAAGUAGCGGCAGCAACUACGGCAACUCCCAAUUGGCCAAACAACUGCUGAACCCUCCGCGCAGCACGGGCCCCAUGUUUCAAGGUGGAUUUCAGAGUGGGAAUAUGUACCCUCCUAACCAGAAACCAGGUGCAUCUCAAAGUCCUGGACCUCCUGGUCCAAACGCCGCUGCAGGAUAUCAGGGACCCCGAAGACAUCCAGAUUUUGAAAAAUCUCAACCUCCAGGAUGGAGAGGAAACAAUCAGUUUGGUGGGUAUGCUAAUCAGAACCAGCAAGGCCCUCCUCAACAACCUUGGAGUCGUCCAAAUGACUCUGCUCCUCCGGGAGCCCCGUCCACACAGUGGAAUCAGCCACGAUUUCCAGGCUCGCAAACCCAGUUUGCGGGAACGGUGAGUGGUCGAGGUUGGUCUGGUGGCAGCUUUACUCAAAAUGUGGGCCCCAGACCGCAGGGACCUGCAAGUAAUAACAAGAACUAUGUUAUUCCUCAAUCUGCAUUUAAGUGUGGGGGGACUGUGUAUGGUGCUUUUACUGGAAAGCAUCAGUUCCCUUUAGACAGCAUUGAAGCUGUCUUACCUGUACUGGCGAGGAGGAAACGGAUGACCCGUACUGAUCUCCAAACUUGUGAUCCAUGGAGACUAUUAAUGUCUCUAAGAUGUGGUUUAGCAGCAGAAGUAACUUGGGCCCUGGAUAUUUUAAACAUUUUACUGUUUGAUGAUCAAACAGUUGUAUAUUUUGGUCUUCAUCACAUGCCAGGGCUACUGGAAGCUCUCAUAGAGCAUCUAAGAAGAGGUCUCAUUAACAUGUUCGAUAUUUGUUCGGAACUUGAGCUGGGACGUGAUGAUGAAGCAACUGGGGCUAACAAGAGAGUCAAAGCAGAGCAACAUGACGACACCAAUAGACCAUGGUACCUUCGACCUCCUCCAUCACCUACCUUGGAGUUAGAUCUUGGCAGAUUAGACGACGAUGACCCGAAUAAUAAAGAUAUAAUUUUAAAAGGGUCAGAUGAUUUCACGCUCGUCACAAAAACAGGGAAAUCUGUUAAAUUUGUGAAACGGGAUGGGGAACUGUUUAUGCGGGAAGGGAGUCGGGAGUGGGAUAAAUGGGAGGGUUUUAGCUCAGGAGUGGAUACUUGGUCAGUAGGUGGAGGAGAGUGUACAGCCCAUAUUAUCUGCACUAUGCAGAGUUCAGUUCCCCCGCUUGUCUUCACUAGGUUGCUUCCGGAUAAGGACGGUAAAAUUGCCGAUGUGAAGGUGGAGGAAGUUGUAGAAGUGAAACAGGAAGUCGUGGAAGUGAAAAAAGAAGUAGUAGUGCCGGAAAAGAAAGUAGAAUCGGUACAAAUUGUUGAGGAAAAAACUAAAAAAGACAAAGUAGUAGAUUUACUUGCUGAAAUGAAGGAGAAAAAAGUGGAAAAAUUAGAAACGCUUAUAUCUAGGGACAAGUGUGACUCCAAAGAAACAGAGUCAACAGACAAAAUAAUCAGGAAUAGGGUUAAUAAUGCGAGGAAGAGCAGGUUAGAUGAAAUAUUCAAAAAGCUAAAGAAAGAACCUGUUGAUGAAACUAGUGACAAUAAAAUUUCUAAUAAAGACACUAAGGAAUCUUCAAUAACAAAGAACACUGAAGUGCGUGUAGAGCCAAAUUUAACUGUUAAACAGGAACCAAAUAGUGAAAAAUCUACGGAUAAAAAAGUAGAUAAACCUGAAGAAACUUCUCAUAAUAGGCCGGGGGUUAAAGAAAAGCUAGAGAGGCGAGAAAGCAGUAGUUCUAGAAGAGAAAGUGGAGGGUUUAAAAGGCCGUAUGAAGAUCUAGAAGAAGAAUCUUGGGGUCCAGAUGAAGCCUCGUUAAGCACAACUACUGAAGGGCAAGAUUGGUUAGCUCGACGCGUGAUGUGUGUUGGUACUGUUAUUAGAAAUUUGUCCUUCAUUCCAGGUAAUGAAGAAGUAAUGAGCAAAUCUGCUUCUUUGUUAGCUUUAUUGGGUAAGACAAUCCUUUUACAUCACGAGCAUCCUCAGCGCACUCCUUCCACUGCGCACUAUGAUAGGGAUGAGGAAGCAGAUCUAAGUGACUGGUGCAGCUCCUUGGCCCCAGACACUCAUUGGUGGUGGCCAUACCUCCAUCAUGUGCAUGAGAAUACAUUGGUCACUCUUGCUAACAUGGCAGGUUACUUGGAUUUGUCCAUAUAUCCAGAAGAGAUCUCAAGACCAUUACUAAAUGGUUUACUACACUGGGCAACAUGUCCUGCAUCUUAUGGGCAGGACCCAUUGCCUGGUAGUGGAACUUCAUCGCAAGCUGCACUAUCACCUCAGAGACUGGCAUUGGAAACUUUAGUGAAAUUAUGUGUCCUUGAUCAAAAUACAGAUUUGGUCUUGGCAACACCACCGUUCUCACGUUUGGAUAAUCUUUGCGGACAGUUGACUCGGUUUAUGUGUCGUGGUGAAGAUCAAGUAUUACGUGAGUUUUCGAUUAAUUUGUUACAUUAUUUCUCAGCAGCAGACUCUGGUGUGGCAAGAGUCAUAGCCAUGCAAAACGGGUGCGUUUCCCUACUUGUGGCAUUCAUAGAAGAAGCUGAGGCAGCAGCUAUGACUGUAGCAAAUGUUCAGGGUGUGACUGCUUUGAAAGAAAACCCAGAGUUAAUGGGAACGAGUCUGGAUAUGGUGAGACGAUCUGCUAACACAUUGGUACAUUUGUCACGAGUGCCUGCCAAUGCGCGGGCGUUAGCGAACACCGAAAACAGACUGUUAACGUUGGUUAUGAGCCAGAUACUUGACACCUAUGUGGCAUCACAGUUAUCACAGGUGUUAUAUAAUGUAUCCCAUGUGCAAAUUGAUUUUCCUCAAUUUUCACCCUCGCCCUCACCACCACCACCUCCAUCUCCAUCUCCAAAUACAGCACAAGCCCCAAAGUCUACUAAUUCCACUCCAGAUGCUCCAAUGGAAGUGGAAUCGUCAGAUUCCACUGUUAGUCAGCCUGCUUCUGUUACCACCCCUCCUUCUACGUCGGUUAAUCAUGAUUCUGCGUCAAAUGAUUGUGAUAAGUCUGCUGCAUCCCAAAACGGUACCCCCACUUCAACAACCAUCACUACCACUUCUACCCCUACUUCUGCUGUUACCUCUACUCUAUCAUCAUCUUCCAGUAAUUCAACAAUUACUACUACGACUGCCAGUACCCCUACACCUGUCUCAACAACUGCUUCUUCCCCUACCCCAGCUGUUACAGCUGUUUCGACAACAGCUCCAUGUACACAACCAACGUCAGCAGUUACUGCUACCCCUUCACCUGUCACAGCUGCUGUACCAAGCUUAAAUAAAGUUUCUAACCCUAAUUUAACCUCUUCAAGUACAUCCCUAUUUAAUCCUCAGUUAAAUCUUUCUUUAAAGCCAGCCAAUACCCCCGCAAUAGCCGGCACCCCUCCUCAAACUACAAAAUCAGAAUCUGCUUUGCCAAAAUCGGAGACUGUGACUGCUGCAACCACCACCACCUCUACAUCCACCCCAGUCCCUUUGGAAACCCCAGCAGCAGCAACGGCAGGAGCAACGGCGGCGGCAGCAGCAGCAAAUCCCUCAUCUUAGUAGUGGGUGGAUAACCCCAGUGAGUGUGUAGGCCUCUCUCAGCCAUGUGUGGUACAAACUGUGUGGUGGGGGUGACGCUAUGCCCCCUAGGGUCCCCCCCAGGUCCCAGGGCCCCUCUAGUGUCUCAGCUGGGCCCUUGCAAGGACCACCUCAGUGAUAUCGAGUCCUACCAGGUAUUAGGGCUCUCAGUGUUGUGUACAGUAAUUAAAGUAAGAUGAUGUGUGUCCUGCUAUGAGCAGUGUCUGUGAAUUAUUCUAAAGUGCGAGUGUAGCCAGCAACAAGUCUGUGAAAGUCUGUGUAUUUGUACUUUUCAAUGUACAGAAAUCUGUACUCAUCUCAGCUGUAUUUCUUGGAUUUAAAGAAAGUUGUAGAAAGAAAAGUAUUCAGAGAAGCAGUCUUUCUUUAUCCUUAAUGAUAUUACUUAAUCUUUUCCUUAUUUAUAUGUUGUAAAUAUGUGUUUUUUAUCCAUUGUAAUCCAAUUUGGUUCUAUAUGUUUUUGAAUUCAAUGGUAGAUAAUUGAGGAAGGAUUGAAAACUGUACACUUCACCCCACCUGUCUGUAUUUCAUGUCCCAAGAGUCAAAGUUAGAAUUUAAUCUUUUCAUUCAGAAAAAGGUAGUCUGGAAAGUAAAUAUCUUGAGGAAGAAUUCCAUUAUUUUUAUUCAUAAUUAAACUAUAAGUCUUAGGUAUUUCUGUAAUGUUUCAUUAGUAAACAUGCUCUACGAAUUUAAAGGCUAAGGACCUGUGACUUCAUUUGAAUGAAAGUAAACCUAUUCUGUAGCCAUUUUAAGCCAAUUAGAUUCUUCUGAAAGAGGUACCAUUAAUUGCACGAAUUGUAAAUUGUUUUGAAACUUUACAAAUUUCAAGUCCCUUCUACAAAAUAACAGAAUAUUUUUUUUUCUCUGUAUACCAGUAUAUUUGAUACCGUGAAAUUCAUAUUUUUGUAUGAAUGGAUAUGUGAAAAGUAUCGAUUGUAAAUGACUGCAAGGUAAUCAUUCGGUUUCCCAUAUCUUGCCAAAUUUUCACCAGCCAUAAGGGAAGGCCUCUGUUGAUUGAUAGACUGUGCCAGGUAGUUCAGAAUUAGCCUAGAGUCCGCUUUUUCUAAAAAAAAAAAAAUGUGUUAAUUUUUUUUUAUCAUUUUCUCUUAUGUUGAAAAAAAUCAGUUGAAAGGAAAGUAGACUACAAUUCAUAUGUUGUGUUCUAACCUAAUGUAUAUUUAAAUAAUUAAAGGAAAUGACUCUUGAUGUUUGCUAUGAAUGGUUAAGAUUUUACGUAUUUUUGAAGUUGUAAAAAAAAGCCCAAUUUAUCAUUUUGGGACAUAGUACACAAUAACCUUAAGAACAGUGGAAGUGUUUCUUAAAGUUACAUGGAUAGUCUUAUGUAUAAAGUGUUGUAUAUAUAUGUAAUAAAGGAAUUGGUUUCUAUAAAAUGA
Macrobrachium nipponense is the source of this 8722-nucleotide messenger RNA. It is a transcript of the gene osa, whose product is annotated as trithorax group protein osa-like. The transcript is spliced from 17 exons. Gene Ontology annotation, molecular function: DNA binding; nucleosome binding. NCBI's taxonomy places the organism in Eukaryota, Metazoa, Arthropoda, Malacostraca, Decapoda, Palaemonidae. Gene Ontology annotation, biological process: positive regulation of DNA-templated transcription; chromatin remodeling; regulation of transcription by RNA polymerase II. Gene Ontology annotation, cellular component: nucleoplasm; brahma complex; nBAF complex. The coding region runs from base 1527 to 7292 and encodes 1921 amino acids. The record is from RefSeq and is a predicted model, not a curated record.